UUUCAAAGGCAGGAGAAAAUUUUGCUGUUGAAAAGCUUUUGUUGGUUGUAAGUUUGCCCGAUCUUUUUUCGUGUCUUUUCCCCAUUUCUAGCUAUAUGAUUGCAUGGCACCAACGCCCACCUGGUUCAUUUUUGCAAUUCAAGAUCACCCAGAAAAUUUCCUAAGGAAAAAAUUGUCGAAUUAUUUGGUUACCCCACUUUCCUUCUUGUGAAAAAUCCAAUUGCUUGAUUUCGUUUAUUUGCCAAAGGGAUUCAAACGAAAAUGGUUUAUCAUUCUACUUUUGCUGAUGAGGAAGGAAUUACUAAAGCCUGUGGCUGCCCUUUACUUCCUUUGAAAAGUCGUAAAAAGGGUCCUGGUCCUGCUCCUGUUUCAGAACAAGGCAAAACGGAUAUAGUUGAUGAAGCCAUCACAUUCUUUCGUUGCAAUGUCUUCUUUAGGAACUUCGAUAUUAAAGGCCCUGCAGAUAAGCUCCUUAUAUAUUUGACAUUCUACAUAAAUCUGUCUCUAAAGAAGCUUGAAGGUUGUAGAACCUUGGCUGAGGGGUCUAAGGCAAUUCUUAACUUAGGAGUGGAAAAUGUUACCAUACCUGGUGAAUCUGGUUUUCCUUUUACAGGGCUCUUUUCUCUUCCACAGUCUCAACAGGAAGCAGAAUUGCUGAGGGAUUAUCUGAAGCAAAUAAGAGAAGAGACGAGUGGGAGACUGUUGGGUGUUGCAUAUAGGCCUAAUGGAACACCAAAUAAGUGGUGGUUAGCAUUUGCAAAAAGGAAAUUCAUGAACAUUGCUCUUCUUGAUAAAUAACUUUUUACAUGUGAUAAGCCUGUUGAAAUUUUGAUAUUAUAACCUAGCAUGUUUUGAAUGCAUUCUGCAACAUAAAAGUAAAAAGAACCAGUUCACUAAUUGGAAACUGAUGUCAGCAGUUGCGUAUUAAAAACCAAAGACACUUACGUCUUAUACUGUGAAGUUAUUGGCAAUUCGUGCAUUGUUUUGUCUUUCUUGUUGGUUUCUGUACGUGGAUUUGAUUGAAAGAAAGUAGAAUGGGAGAUGGUAAAGCAUCAAUCAGCAGCAACCACUUUUCCGAAUGUUAAUUUGAUCUAAAGAUUCUAUAAAUUAACAAGCUUUUUCCUUUC
Messenger RNA from Gossypium raimondii (Peruvian cotton), 1127 nucleotides. RefSeq names its product actin-related protein 2/3 complex subunit 3. Lineage: Eukaryota; Viridiplantae; Streptophyta; Magnoliopsida; Malvales; Malvaceae. The record is from RefSeq and is a predicted model, not a curated record. The coding region runs from base 262 to 798 and encodes 178 amino acids. Gene Ontology annotation, cellular component: cytoskeleton; Arp2/3 protein complex. Gene Ontology annotation, biological process: Arp2/3 complex-mediated actin nucleation; regulation of actin filament polymerization. Gene Ontology annotation, molecular function: actin filament binding. The transcript is spliced from 5 exons.